UGCAACAUUCUGAUAAAUACAUUCACAUACAGCACAGAUCUCUGACACGAUUGGCUCAAGCUUUAAGAAUGAGGUUAACAAUAGCAGUUCUGCUUUUGUGCAUAUGUCUUAUAUUCGAACCGGUCAUCUCUGAAGAAACAUGCAAACUUGCAGCCAUAGAGGAACGACUCAGAGCUCUGGAAACCAGAGACAAAACAAAGGUGGCAUUUUCAGCUUCAUUGGGAUUAAAUGGUUUCAGUGGACCAGUUAAAGUGGACAGAACACUGGUUUACAAGAAUGUCAUCAUUAAUGUUGGUGAAGCCUACGACCCAACCACAGGGAUAUUCACUGCCCCGGUACGAGGAAUUUACUAUUUCAGUUUCUUCUACCAUUGUGGUGUUAGAAAUCCAACAGUGUUGAUCUUGCAUAAAAAUGAAAAGCAAGUAGCAGUAACAAAACAUCACAGUAAAUCAAAUGCUAAUCCUUUGAACGGAGGCAACGGCUUAACGCUGCAGUUGGAGACAGACGAUAAAGUGUAUAUCGUACUCCAAAGGAGCUCGUGGAUCUGGGAUAAAGACCAAGUCACAAUGUUCAGUGGUUUUCUUAUCGAUGCCAUGUAUACACCCUGUUAACAAACAUAAGAUCCUGCUUUUGUGUGUGUGUUCUGCAGCCAGCAUGGUUUUCAUGUUCUGUAUCGUAUUUGAUACAUCAGGCUUUUAUGGCAGAGGAGGAAACACCUUGAUUUUAUUAGUAGUCCAAAACUGAGCGAAAAUAUUCAAUAUUUAUAUGAACACAAGAUUAAUUUUUGAUGCUUGUAAUUGAUUGUGAGAUCUUUAUAAUAGUUUAGCAGACCACUUUCAUAAAAUGCAUAUAAAUAUCAGUGGUCACUAUAUCUGCCGCAAUGUCCUAGUAAGAUGAUAUAUAGCCUAAAUGCUUUUUAGUUUUCAAACAUAUAAUGUAAAGCAAUAAAAUGAUGACUGAAUGAUAAAUAAAUAAACAUUUCUUAAUACCCUGGUGAAAAAAAAUGCUACUUAUUCUUGCAUUAUCAGUAUUAAAGUGUGUUGAUGAUUAGUUAACUUGAAGUGUGCUAUUUUGAAAUAACUAAUUUUGUACUAAGUAUAUUUUAGAUGUAAUUAAAUUGGAGUAAAGCAUAACUUUAAGUGUAUUUAAUGUGUACUAAAUUGGAAAAACUUUGGAAGUAUUGGAAGUAUACGCCUGUGUGUGGACUAAUUACAUGCUUGAUUAGUGAUAUUAAAGUGUACUUUGUUUGUGUUACAAGUACAUUACAAAUUCUUUACCAGUGUCUUCGAAACAUGAAGUGUUUUAUAUUUGAGUAAAAAGUGUAUGCUCAGUAA
Molecule: messenger RNA, 1334 nt
Organism: Pimephales promelas (fathead minnow)
Lineage: Eukaryota; Metazoa; Chordata; Actinopteri; Cypriniformes; Leuciscidae
Source: RefSeq, a predicted model, not a curated record